AUGCCUGGUGAAACCGCUCCCCUUACUAUCUCUUCCCUUGAAAGCAUUGUGUUCACUAAUCAACUAAUAGUACAAGCAAUUAAAAGCCUUAAACCUUCCACUAGUACGGGACCGGAUGGCCUCGCUUCGAUAAUUUUCAAAAACAGUGGGUGUGAUAUACCCCUGUUACUUCUUAAAUUCUUCUCAAUAUCUAUGGACACUGGCACUUACCCUAGUGAGUGGAAAACUAGCUUCAUAAUUCCACAUUACAAAUCUGGUGAUAGGGCAAACGUCCGCAAUUACAGACCCAUAAAUAUAACCCCAGUUAUCUCACGAAUCAUGGAGAAAGUUGUAAAGGAUCAAUUGUCAGACUACCUAAUUAGGGAGGAUCUUGUUACAAGGUCUCAACACGGAUUUCUCAAAAAUAGAUCCUGCGUUACUUGCCACUUCGACUUUUUCAACUGCAUCACUAGUAAUCGCGAAGCACGUAAGCUAGUCGUUGUUCUAUACUUCGAUAUAUCUAGGGCAUUUGACAUGGUAUCUCACAGUAUUCUCUUUGAGAAGCUGUACUCUUGUGGAAUUCGCAACCCAUUACUGAACUGGUUAAAAUCAUUUCUAAGCAACAGGGUACAAAUAACCAAAGUUGGAUCUGUAUUGUCUCACCCUAGGCAGAUCUCAAGUGGGGUCGUGCAAGGUAGUGUCCUAGGUCCACUUUUAUUCACAGUUUACAUUAACAGCAUUUGCAAGUGCUUCACCUCAGGUAAACCAUUCCUAUAUGCUGACGACCUCAAAGUCGUCUACUCCUGCUACACUCAUGAAUUAAGCGAUAUGGUAGAUAAAAUACAUCUUGAACUAAGUAGCCUUGCAACGUGGUGUGCUGAAUCCUGCCUAAAUUUUAACAUUGACAAAUGCGGCUGGAUUUGUAUCGGCAACAGUAAGCUUGAUCUAAACCUUGAAAUAAAUGGGCGAAAACUAGCUAAGCUCAAUUCAGUCGUAGAUCUCGGUAUUAGAUACUCUAGUAACCUAACGUUCGCUGAACAGACUGAUUAUGCCAGACGUAAAACGCGUAGGCUGAUAGGAUGCAUAACACGCAAUUUCUUUUGUUGUGAAACUAGGGUUUUAUUAUACAAAGUAUGUGUCCGACCUAUCUUAGAAUACUGCCCGUUUAUUCUUAGCGGACUAAGACAAAAUGACAAGCUUAAAUUAGAGGGAGUGCAACGGCAGUUUACCUCAAGAACUCUUGGUUUAGAAAGUAGUCUGGAAUACCAUGAGAGAUGCGUAAGACUAAGAUUAGAACCCCUCUGGAAAAGACGCCUUAAGCUAAACCUAAUCUUUUACUAUAAGCUAACUAAUCUUCUCUUGCAUUCCUCCGAGCCAAUAACUAAACCUACCGCUGUCGUCAGUUACAAUCUUAGAAAUCAUCACAACCUAGCUGCUAUAGAGCACUGUCAGACUUACGUGCGGUACAACUUCUUCUUAAAUAAGUUUUCAGUCAUUUGGAAUAGACUACCAGCUAAUGUGCGCGAUGCAAACACACUUCCAGUGUUCAUCUCCUCAGUCACCAGACUGCUCAAAGAUGACAAUGCACUUAUACGUCUGACUCUUACACCCUCUUUUUCACCCUACAUAGAUAUUUUAAGUUGUUUAAAC
This is a messenger RNA of Trichobilharzia regenti, 1629 nucleotides long. The record is from the annotation of a GenBank genome assembly. Lineage: Eukaryota; Metazoa; Platyhelminthes; Trematoda; Strigeidida; Schistosomatidae.